ACAUUAUCAAUCAAAAUAAUACUUAAAAUUUAGUUCUAACCUAAAAAAUAUUAAAUAACAGAUAGAAAAUAAUCGACUACUGUAAAUAAUAUUAUAAAAAGCAAAAGUAUGACUCUGAUAUCAAAGUUUCGGCCUAUGACUCGAUUGAGUAAGAAUAUUGAUCUUAUCCCAAUUGUGUUACAAACUUCCAAGAAAUUCAGUACCAGUCGGCUCUGUUUAUCAGAAAAAGAUGAAAAAAGUUUAACGAGAGGUCAGGAAAGAGUUGAAGUCUCCACAGACGUGCGACCUCUCGGUGAAAAGAUCAGGGAAACUACAAAAACUGUGUCAUACACUGGUGUUAUUUUGGCCGGAAUCGGCGUAACUGGCAUUAUAUUUUUUUACGUUUUCCGAGAACUGUUCUCCAGCAAUAGCCCAAAUAGUAUUUACUCUGCAGCUCUUGAGAAAUGCAAAAAUGAUCCUAGAGUGGAGGAUGCUCUAGGGGCUCCAAUCAAGGGUUUCGGCGAGGAGACGUCGCGGCGCCGGCGCACGCACGUCAGCCACGCCGUGUACGAGAAGGAUGGAGCCACGCACAUGCGGAUGAGGUUCUACAUCAAGGGCAUUCGCAACAAAGCCGUUGUUGAACUUGACAUGAAGCAGAAUGACUAUGGCAACUACCUGUGCAGAUAUUUGCUGGUCCAACUUGAUGACUUCAGUGGGAAAACAUUCAUAAUUGAGGACAACAGGGCUGAACUGGACAAGAAAAUGGAUGUGCAGAUGCCUAUUUUAUCUUUAACACAGUAAAUUGAAUGUGGUUAUAAGGACAACCUGUAGAUUUAAAUAUUGUAAAUGUUUUAGGAUUAUAGGAACUGAUUAGUCAUUAUUAAAUAAAUACAUUGUUAUAAAA
This is a messenger RNA of Plutella xylostella (diamondback moth), 883 nucleotides long. RefSeq names its product mitochondrial import inner membrane translocase subunit Tim21. Gene Ontology annotation, biological process: protein import into mitochondrial matrix. Gene Ontology annotation, cellular component: TIM23 mitochondrial import inner membrane translocase complex. Lineage: Eukaryota; Metazoa; Arthropoda; Insecta; Lepidoptera; Plutellidae. The record is from RefSeq and is a predicted model, not a curated record.